CGAUGAUCGAUCAACAAUCUGUCAUAGAGCCCUGGGGUCUGAACUGAUCUAGUGAAUGUCCUAUUCAAAUGCUCAGACAUGGCUGGUGACCUGGCAUUCACUGCAUAGUGAGCUCCUUUGCAAUGCACCUUCCUUCCCUGCCUGCUGCCUGCUGCCUGAUUGGUGGCGUCUAUGAGUCUACCUGCUGUCCUCGAACUUCAUAGCUAUCACCACUGGCAUCAAAGUGUCUCUCUCCCCCCUCUGUUUGUGCGAAACCAAACGUCUAAAGAGCUCGUCCCUUGUCACGACCGGUGAAGAGCAAUCCAUCACCAUCUUAGCCGCCUACGCAAUUCUAAGAACAUCACGCUUUGCUGGACACAAACAAUUCCGCUCCUCACCAUGCAGCAAGGGUCCAUUCUCCCCUUCCUUCAGAAGGCAAAGUCCUCGAGACCAGACACCUCGCGACCUGGUCAACCUUAUCACCCCCGACCCAACUCCAACAAAUCCAAGUUCAAACCCAGCUCAACUGGACCACACCGUGGGCCCAACCGUCGCCGCAACAUGCAUCUCAAAGAGGUAGCAGACGAGACCAAGGUCGAACUCCCAAAGAUACUGUCCGCCAUCUCCAGCUUGAACGCUGCAGAAUCAUAUGUCUACGAUUUGAAAGAUCUGGGUGCGCUCAGUGCAAAUGACUGUCCCGGUUUCCUGUUACCAUUCGGUGAUGCCGAUGCUGGGAAGAAAGGAACACGCAUCCGAGUCUAUGACAUGGACACGUUCGAUGUAGCACUACAGCUAGAGCCGACUUAUAAAGUGUGUACCCACCUAGGCAUGCCGAACCCGAUCGUGCCCACCACAUCAACUGACCAUGCGCCAAUGGACGAGGAUUCGAUAGAUUAUGUUGCCACGGCUAGGGGGUUAGAAAGCACCUUUGCCAAACGUACCGCUACCCCCAUGACUUUCAGGGGACGUACCGCCAGACCCGUAGCAGUUCUGAACCUCGCAUCUGAGCGUUCGCCUGGGGGUGGCUGGCAGAAUGGCGCCCUCGCCCAGGAAGAGUGCCUCUGCUACCGCUCGUCGCUCUACCUCUCCCUACACAAGAGCUACUAUCCACUACCCUCUUUAUCCGCCAUCUACACGCCCUCUGUGGUCCUGAUAAGAGACGCCAUGUCCCGCGGACACACCCUCCUGACUCCCUUCGAAGUACCUGCCAACCUACCUGUUACAUCCGUCAUCUCCAUUGCAGCGCUUCGCAAGCCGCAGCUCUCGGAAGGCGACAAGACUUUCAAGAACAUAGGACAGAGGGCCGAGACGAAGCGCAAGAUCCGCAUCACGCUACGCGUAGCGGCGCACAAGGGGCAUACGAAGCUGGUACUCGGUGCUUUGGGGUGUGGUGUCUUUGCCAAUCCACCCAAAGAAGUGGCAGAGUGCUUUCUGGAAGUGCUGAGGGAGAACGAGUUUCAGGGAGGCUGGUGGGAGGAAGUGGGCUUCGCUGUGCUUGAUAAUGUCAAAGGACCGCAUGGCGGGAAGGAUGGCGAGGGGAACUUUGGUAUAUUUCAUCGGGUUCUGGAUGGUCAGUUAGUGUGA
This is a messenger RNA of Cucurbitaria berberidis CBS 394.84, 1563 nucleotides long. RefSeq lists its product as uncharacterized. The record is from RefSeq and is a predicted model, not a curated record. Bases 379 to 1563 code for a protein of 394 amino acids. NCBI's taxonomy places the organism in Eukaryota, Fungi, Ascomycota, Dothideomycetes, Pleosporales, Cucurbitariaceae. The transcript is spliced from 2 exons.